AUGCAAAGUGCUAUGAACGUUGCUGGAGGGGACCUGAAUAUUCCAGGGCAGAAACAGCUAGAAGCCAUUGAACAAGAAGAUGCUGUCAACCAGGAAGCCAUCCUCAGGAAGAGGGUCCAAGAAGCCGGUCAAUGGCAAGAGGACGCAGAGGAGCAGGUUGAAGACCGAGGUGGCACGGCCCACUCUGCCAGUGAGACAGCCAAGGCUUCGCUGCAUAAAUCAGAGGAAGCGAUCUCAGAACAACUGAGUCCCCAGACUAUAAAUACUGAGCUAGUGAACACUUGCCAGGCCCUGGAGCAGAAGACAAGAAAACUGAAAAAAACAAUCAAGUCGCUAAGAAAGAAGUUCUUUAAAGGACGACCCCAUGCCUUGCUGUUUCAGAGUUGUUUAGAUGAGGAAUUUCCUCAUUAUGAUCCCUUGUCCUGCACAGAUACAAUUCAACAACAUCUUCAAGAACAACCGAAGCAGUGUUGUCGUGGUAAAGAAGCAAGACUACAUCAGACAGCCCUGACCUUCAAACAUACAUGCUGGGACGCACCUCUGCUGGAUGCCUUGCAUCUGGAUAGUCUUACACUGGUUCCAAGACUGUCACUGACACCUUUCUCACGUCCAGCUAACCAAAUCCAGGCUUCCUGUGAAAGGCCCCAAUAUGGAAAAAUAGAGGAUGGUGCUUUGGAUGUGACUAGAACACACAAAUUCCUAGGCCCUGCGGUUCAACCCCACCCAGGAACAGAUCUUUCUGAUUGCAUCAGGAUGAAUGAUGCCCUAAGUAUGGAAGAGAAUGGUAUCGAACACUUGCAUUCUGAGAGCCUGCCGCAGUCCAGCGAAUAUUCCACACUAUCAUCUCCUGAACACACUUCGUCCACUGAGAGCACUGUAACUUCAAGUGAUUCUGGAUCAGAAACUGUGAACAUGGCUUCUGGUGACCUUCCUUCUAAAGCCCUCUGUGAGAAAGAGGCGGAUAGAAGAUCAGAUUCUGCUCCGAUAAAAGUCAAAGACACAAGUCCCGUUCAUGAGAAUCUUGCACUCCAGGGCUCUGUGGGUGAGGACAGAACAAUGUUGAAUCUGGAAGCCAAAGAGGAAACAAAGAUAAUAGAUAAGCCUAGAAAAGAAUGUGUUGCAGGAGAAGCUGCUGUUUCCUCUGUUCCUGUAACCACUGUGAAAUCGGUUAACUUUAAACCAAGUGAUAACGCUUCUGCUAAUGAGAAGGAGGUAGAGGCUGAAUUUCUCAGAUUAUCUUUGGGGUUUAAGUGUGACUGGUUCACCUUGGAGAAAAGAGUAAAGCUUGAAGAAAGAACCCGUGACUUGGCAGAGGAAAAUUUGAGGAAAGAAAUCACUAACUGUUUGAAGCUGUUGGAGUCUUUAACGCCUCUGUGUGAAGAUGACAACCAGGCCCAGGAAAUCAUUAAGAAGCUGGAGAACAGUAUAUCGUUCCUUAGCCAGUGCACGGUGCGCGUGGCCAGUAGGGCUGAGAUGUUGGGAGCCAUUAAUCAGGAAAGCCGGGUUAGUAAAGCAGUUGAAGUGAUGAUUCAGCAUGUGGAAAACCUGAAGAGAAUGUAUGCCAAAGAGCACGCUGAAUUAGAAGAACUAAAACAGGUCCUUCUGCAAAAUGAAAGGUCUUUUAACCCUCUGGAAGAUGGAGAUGACUGCCAAAUUAAAAAACGCUCAGCUUCUCUAAACUCCAAGCCAUCUUCUCUUCGAAGAGUGACAAUUGCUUCUUUACCCAGAAAUAUUGGAAAUGCAGCAAUGGCGGCUGGGAUGGAAACUAAUGACCGAUUCAGCAGGAGGUCAAGCAGUUGGCGGAUUUUGGGCUCAAAGCAGAGUGAACACCGUCCCUCACUGCAUCGGUUUAUCAGCACCUAUUCCUGGGCGGAUGGUGGAGAAGAGAAACACGAGCUCAAAACUAAAGAUGACUCAGAACCACCUGAAGAAGAAAUAGUAGAAAGGACAAGAAAACCAAGUCUUUCUGAAAAGAGAAAUAAUCCAUCAAAAUGGGAUGUCUCUUCAGUUUAUGACACAGUAGCUUCCUGGGCCACAAAUCUCAAGACCUCCAUCAGAAAGGCGAAUAAGGCCCUCUGGCUUUCUGUUGCAUUAAUUGUACUGUUUGCAGCUUUGAUAAGCUUCCUCACAGGCCGAUUUUUCCAAAAGUCUGUGGAUGCCGCUCCCACCCAGGAUGGGGACUCCUGGAUGUCUCUAGAACAUAUCCUGUGGCCCUUUACCAGACUCCGACACAACGGGCCACCCCCAGUGUGACUGUAACACGUCCUAAUGUGUGUAUCUUAAUUUUUAAAGUUUCAGUAUCUGAAUUUUGUAAAUUAGUAACUUUUAGCUGGGAGAAUAUAGCCUGGAACCAGAGGUUCUCAGAAUGACUAAGACUUUUAAAUUCCCUCUUUUUGUGAUUAUCUCCCCAUGAUCUUUUAAUGAGCUUUUUGAGGAGGAGAUGUUAUAUAGUUUGUUAAAAUGUACUGAAAUAAAGAAUCAUUAAAUCUU
Miniopterus natalensis is the source of this 2490-nucleotide messenger RNA. NCBI's taxonomy places the organism in Eukaryota, Metazoa, Chordata, Mammalia, Chiroptera, Miniopteridae. The record is from RefSeq and is a predicted model, not a curated record.